GGCGGUGCGGCCCUGCCAUCGACCCCUGCGGCCCUCCCCCUCUUCCCAUCCGGCCGCUCGCCGAACGCCAUCGGAAGCAGCCCUCCUCUUCAGAAAUCGAAGAUCGAAGAUCGAAGAUCGGGUUCUUCACUCUUCAGGAAUCGAAACCCUCCUCGUCGCCUCUUCCUCUUCCGCUUCCGCUUCCGCUUCCGCUUCCGAUAUCCAACGAUAUAUAGAUCAGUAAUCGAUCGGGUGGUUCUUUACAAACCAAACCAGCGAGACUCUCCCCGUCCUUUUCUCUCGACCUAGGGCAUCCAUGCCAUGAUCACCUCCACCAUGCGAGACUCUCCCCGGCCUCUUCUCUCGACCUAGGGCAUCCAUGCCAUGAUCACCUCCACCAAUCGCAGCGGCAUCGCUCGCCAUUUCUGAGGUUUCCUUGCUCCAAAACAAGGUUCGUGAGUACUAUACUAGAAGGGCUGGAAAUUUUCUAUUUGUGAGCUGUAGUAUUUUCUAUCAUCCACAUCACAAUGUCUGAUGGUCCUGGGCUCGAAUCACUUGUGGAUCAGACUAUAUCUGUUAUUACAAAUGACGGGCGUAAUAUUGUGGGCAUUUUGAAAGGUUUUGAUCAAGCUACUAAUAUCAUUCUGGAUGAGUCACAUGAGAGGGUAUACUCCACAAAGGAAGGCGUACAACAGCUUGUUUUAGGGCUGUAUAUUAUAAGGGGAGAUAACAUUGUUGUUGGAGAGUUGGAUGAAGAGCUAGAUGCGAACCUGGACUUGUCGAAGCUUAGGGCACACCCCCUUAAGCCUGUGAUUCACUGAUCUACAAUGAAGUACAACAACGUGCUAGCUUUUUGUAUGCAUAAUAGAAGCAUAUUUGGUAUUGCCAACAAAAGCAUCGCACGCAACAGCUUAUCUCGGUAGCCUUUGGAAUUCAAUGAGCCUGAGUAUCAGAUUUUUAUUACAAAUUAGUUUUAGAGGCCUUUCCAUGUUGAAUGCUGUGACAUGGGUAUUUUUGCUGUCUUGUAUCUGACAGAUUUUGGAGCGCAUCUCUGAUUAGCUACCUGCGAACUUUGUAGUUACGAUUAUAGUAGCUGUUAGUUCCAUUUAUUUAAUACUAAGAAUGCAUGUUGUAUUAGUGCAGAUUUGUUCUUGUUUAGGUGUUUAUGAAUCCUGAAGAUACUCGAGUUUUGUUUCUUGUAGAGGAUAUGCUGCGUUGAAGGCAGAGAAUUCGCAUUAUUUGUGUAGUGAUCACUUUUAAAUCUCUUUGCUGGAGGAUUUUCUUC
This is a messenger RNA of Ananas comosus (pineapple), 1264 nucleotides long. RefSeq names its product sm-like protein LSM8. Gene Ontology annotation, molecular function: RNA binding. The record is from RefSeq and is a predicted model, not a curated record. The transcript has 7 exons. Gene Ontology annotation, cellular component: precatalytic spliceosome; U6 snRNP; U4/U6 x U5 tri-snRNP complex. The coding region runs from base 507 to 800 and encodes 97 amino acids. Gene Ontology annotation, biological process: mRNA splicing, via spliceosome. Lineage: Eukaryota; Viridiplantae; Streptophyta; Magnoliopsida; Poales; Bromeliaceae.